Messenger RNA from Micropterus salmoides (largemouth bass), 5749 nucleotides. RefSeq names its product solute carrier organic anion transporter family, member 4A1 (gene slco4a1). The transcript has 12 exons. NCBI's taxonomy places the organism in Eukaryota, Metazoa, Chordata, Actinopteri, Centrarchiformes, Centrarchidae. Gene Ontology annotation, cellular component: membrane. The coding region runs from base 496 to 2817 and encodes 773 amino acids. Gene Ontology annotation, biological process: transmembrane transport; sodium-independent organic anion transport. The record is from RefSeq and is a predicted model, not a curated record. Gene Ontology annotation, molecular function: protein binding.
UGUGUGCAGGGACACAUUGGUGGCGUGUGACUGUGCUGAUCUUCUGCCUCAGUGCUGGGAUAUAAGAGGCUUUGAGAGACGGUCUUAUGAACUAGCAUUUAUAUUUCUCUCUGACUCUCCAUCCUUACGGCAUUCUGUAUCUCCAAGUCUGUCUUUUUUUUUAAUCAACACUCUUGGAUGUCACCAGACCUGUUGAUUAUCCUAAGUGGGAAUGGAGGACAUGAAGGAGACAACCAUGUGCGAAUAAGCAAAGAAGAGCACCUGAAGAGCCUUAACAAAUAUUCAUCACUGUGGAUACAUGGAGUAUGCAAUACAAGCCAAGAAUAGAUAACUUCAGACACAAGCCUGACAGAGCCUUGACCACAACAAAUAAAUUUUGAUCUUUAGCUGAUUCACAUUUCCUUUUUCUACGCUGUGGUUGUGAACCUAUAACUCUAUCCCCAGAUCAAAGACCUCCCACAUCGACCCUCCUUCACAGUGCCCCUCAGAGGGGAGAUGCCAGUCUUGCUUAAUGCUGACGCCUCCUUUAGCUCCAAGCAGGAGCUCCUGGACUUGCAGGAUUGCCCUCUUGGUGGAGGUCCCUCUCUGGACACCCCCAGCCCCGUGGACUCCCAGACAGGCAGCCCAAUAGGCUCAGGCCCAGGAAGUCCUGGGAGCCCUGGCGCUGAUGGCCCUAUUCUGUCCCACAUUUUCACUGGGGCUUCCACACUACCAGGGCAGCUAUGUGGGGUGGAAACCAGACCACAUGCAGAGACUCCCAUGAAGUUAAAACUGAUUUCCGCCGACUCGGGUCAGUUAUGUGGCUGGGGGGCUCUGACCCCCAAAGCUAUCCAAGUUUUCAACACCCCUCGUUGGGUCCUGUUCUUCCUUUGCGUGGCCUCUUUCCUCCAGGGGAUGAUAAUCAACGGCUUCAUUAACACAGUGGUCACCUCCAUUGAGAGGCGUUUCGACCUGCGCAGCUACCAGGCUGGCCUUAUCGCCAGCUCCUACGACAUCGCUGCCUGCGUCUGCCUGGCUUUUGUCAGCUACUUCGGCGGGACAGGACACAAGCCUCGCUGGCUGGGAUGGGGGGUGCUGAUCAUGGCCCUUGGUUCUCUGGUGUUUGCCAUGCCUCACUUUACCACACCCCCCUACCAGGUCAGUCUGCCUGAGCGAACAGGAAUGUGCUCUGCCAACCGUACCAGCCCGUGCCAGGACAAGGAGGGUGGAGGAUUGUCCAGCUAUCGUUUUGUGUUCAUGCUGGGCCAGUUUCUACAUGGUGUGGGUGCUACGCCUCUCUACACAUUAGGAGUCACAUACCUCGAUGAGAACGUCAAAUCCAACUAUGCCCCAGUUUAUAUUGGGAUCUUCUACACAGCGGCCAUUGUGGGUCCUGCAGCAGGCUACCUGCUGGGAGGAUACUUCCUCAAGAUUUACACCGAGAUCCACCUGACCACAGAGUUGACUCCAGAGAACCCUCUGUGGGUCGGGGCUUGGUGGAUCGGCUUCCUGGCAGGAGGAGCAGCAGCUCUACUAAUAGCAUUCCCCAUCCUGGGCUACCCACGACAGCUCCCGGGCUCUCAGGAGUAUGUGGCCAUGCGGGUGUCUGAGGCCCACCAGCUUAAGGACGGAAGCCAUAACACAGCCUCAGACCCUCAGUUUGGCAAAUCGGUCAAAGACAUGCCAAGGUCUGUGCUGCUCCUCUUAAAGAAUCCCACCUUCCUGUUCCUGUGCUUGGCUGGGGCAACUGAGGCCACCCUCAUCGCCGGCAUGUCCACGUUUGGUCCAAAGUUCUUGGAGUCUCAGUUCAGUCUCAGUGCAUCAGAGGCUGCCACAUGGUUUGGGUACAUGGUGGUACCAGCAGGAGGUGGUGGCACCUUCCUGGGCGGCUACAUCGUGAAGAGACUGAACCUGCGCUGUCGAGGUAUCAUCCGUUUCUGCAUGAUGUGUGCGAUGGUCAGUCUGCUCGCCAUCUUCAUCUUUCUCAUUCACUGCCCCAACGUGCCCAUGGCUGGUGUCACAGCACCAUACCAGUCUGGUCUGAUGGAGAAACAGCAAAUGGACCAGUACAAACACCUGUAUAACAAGCCCAGCAAGCUGCGCCUUAGAAACAGCUCUUCUUUAGAGAAGGACCUGACAGUGGGCUGUAAUGAAGGCUGUAAUUGUGUCAGAGAGCUCUACAACCCUGUGUGUGGGGCAGACGGUGUGAUGUAUUACUCCCCAUGCCAUGCUGGCUGCAGCUCCAUUAACCACACCGACCACACCACAGGCAAACAGGUGUACUCUGGAUGUAGCUGUGUAGUGGUUAAUGUCUCCCGGGGUGAGGAGGGCUUCGCUCUGGCAGGGAAGUGUGGUAACGCCUGCAACCACAUGCCAGCAUUCCUCUUCUUCCUCUUCAUCAUCAUCUCCUUCACCUUUCUAUGUAGCAUCCCAGCACUUACCGCCACACUCAGAUGUGUGCCAGACAGCCAGAGAUCCUUUGGACUCGGCAUCCAGUGGAUUGUGGUGCGAACAUUUGGUGGUAUCCCAGGACCCAUAGCAUUUGGCUCUGUGAUUGAUAUAUCCUGCUUACUGUGGCAGGAUCAGUGUGGUGAGCAGGGCUCCUGCUACCUAUAUCAUAACUCAGCCAUGAGCCAAUACACACUUGUAGCUGGCAUCAUCUAUAAGGUUUUGGGGACAAUCUUUUUCCUGUUAGCCAGCAUCCUGUACCAGCCUCCUCCUGAGUCACCUCAAAGCAGCUGUGAGAGCACCGACCAUGGAGUAGGAGACAUGAGCGAUCUGCCUAUCAAAGACCUGCCUGAAGAUGGUGUUAUAGUCAACCUACAUGCCAGGUUAUGACAUCAGAGACCUCCCGAUCGCUGAGUCUCUGUCUCACUGUGUGUGUGUGUGUGUGUGUGUGUGUGUGCACGCGCGCGUGUGUCUAUAGGUGCGGCUUAAUGCAGAGUGUGUGAGCGUGUGUUUGGGUGGUGAUGGAGGGCUGCCUCUCUAUGGCAACAGCCUUCUCUCAGCCAUAAUGACACCACCCCCAACAUACACAUGCGUGCAUGCAAACACGUGCACACAAAUGGAAAAAAUUAAUAAAGACACACAAACUCAAACAGCUGCCUUCAUGCACAUCUCCACACACACAAACACAGACAACUUUCUGUAGUACCUGAUGACUUCGAACAUGCUGCUUUGACUGCAUGUGUGUAUCUAAUUGUAUGAUUGACAGGACGGUGCCUCGCAAGUUUUUAUGUACCAGGAGGCAUUUGUACUCAUAAGUAUGUUAAAUCAGUUCAAAUUACUUUAAGUCUUUAAGGGUUUAAGUCUGAUGAUAUUUCUGUUUCAUAAUCAUUGUCCUUUAAUGAAACUUCUGAGACCUCCAGUAUGUGGUGUAUAUUAUAUGCCAUAUGUAUGAAGCAUUUAUGAUGUGGAAAAGGCAUUAUAUAUCCAUCCUCUUCUUGUUCUUUACCCAUUUCUGGAAGAUUACACUGUUUUUCUUCUACACCGAUAAGGCCAUGAUCUUAUAUACUGUAUAAGAUCUCAAGGCCAGUCACAAUGAAGCCAAAUCACUUUUUGUGUCGUAUUUUAAGCCAAGAGUAUCUAAAGGCACUUAUAUUAAUAUAAGAGGAACAUUGACUAUUGGUCACAAUAGAGCAGCACAAUAUAUUUUCACGCAUGUGUAUUUUUUAUAGCUACUUCGACACAUGUACAUGAGAUUUAUGAUCAGUCAUUGGCUUUUAUUUAAAAGUAGUAAUACAGAGAAAAAGAAAACACACACAAACACACACACACACACACAUAUAUACAAAUAUAUAUAUAGAUGCUCCUCUUUGAUAGAAAUUGCAUAGCUGCACUUUAAAAAAACAACAAAAGCACUGGGAAGCUUGGAAAAUAUGUGCUAUAUGUGACACAAUAAAGGCCUCAUCACACCAGCAUUUAAAAUGGCAAAUCUUUGCUACUGAAUCAAUUAUUGGACUAUGUAAUCGCUGCAAUCAGUUUGUUCACUCGCGGGGGUGAUGUAAAUCUGUGCACAUUUUUCACGUGAUUUUGCUGCAUGGCCAAUUCGAGCUGUCUCUAUAGUGCUGACCUGAUAGAAAGGAGAAAAUCCAAAAUGGUGUAAGCUAUAGUAGCCUGUUAGCUGUGUGGCACCAUCAAGUUUUAUAGAGACACAAUGUGAAACCAAAACUUUCAGCUCAUGUUCUAGAAAUAAGUCUCAUUCAAAAUCCCAAUUACAAACAACAAACACUUAACAUAAUUAACAAAAAAUUCACCUCUGGAAUAAAGUCUCUCAAGAGUACGUCAUGUGGUUUACUUAUGUUUAUACAAAGAGUGUAAGCUACUUUAAUAAACAAACUAAUGUUGCUGUUUUUGUUUUGACUGCUUUUGAGGUACAUAAUUUCCCGUAAGCCCUAAACCAUCAUGGCUCAUCAUAAGUCCACAGGUGAGUUGAGGGGCCGUGGCUAGUUCAGUGUGGAAUUGUCUAAAAAUAUGAAAAGGAAACCCAGGACCACAGCUAACAAAUCUAUGAUGAUUUCUACAUUUUGGCCUCUCCAGCAGGGAUCUUUGUUCCCAGGUCAAUAUUCUGUUAACACGCAUCAACCCUUGUUUUAUUGGAACAAGUCUUCAAAGCAAAGCUCUAAAUAUAAACACCACAAAACAAAUGGUUAUCAUUUGAUUUGAUUUGAAGCUUUUUUUUUUAAAUAUAUCUGUGUUGAGUCUGGGUGGUUCUGUGGAUAACAUUUUAGGGCAUAUUUUCACCUUUUUGGUGAUUCCAUGACUCCAACCACUCCAAGUGUUGGCCUAUUAUAUUGAGAGCCAUAGGGCAGUGCUGGGAAACAGAAAACCCAUAAUAGCAUAUUAUUCAUAUUAUGUUAGCAUACACAGUGUCAUAUCAAGCGAUGUCAGAGCUGUGGGACAUCUUUUUCAGGUUCCCAUUACAUGCCAUGUAAAUCUGGAGAACAUAGGAACGGCCCCCUCCAGCUCGCUGUUUCAUCAAAGGUCAGCAUUGUCUAGAUGGCAAACUAUUGCUAAAUGAUGCAAAUUUGUCAAAGUUCACCAAAUUUGGAACUGGCCACAAGAAAUUGGACAGAUUUACCUCACCGCUGUGCGCAAAUCCAGUGAUCACAGCCAUUCCAUAGAAAGUGACCACAAAUUAUGGUCAUUUAAAAUACUGGUGUGACUGUGCUGAGGGAUAUUCUGAGAAGUAGCUUUUAAGUUGGAACUGUCAAGGAUGACGCACAACUGGCACAACAUGCAGUAUAACAAAUCGUCAUGUUAUCGCAGUACUGUCCACAAAUGUGCCAAAGCAACUUUGCCUAACGACUCUUGUGAUCAUUGACCUUAUUUAUGCAAUUGAUUUAUUUAUAUUUCAGCACUUUUUUUUUUCAUUCACUUUGUGAUGAUAUGGAAUGCUGCUCUGGCUCUUCUUCUGCCGUCCUUUGUCCACAAAAAUUCCUCCUGUUGUCUUUAUUGUUUAUGUGAUUGUAAAACACAAGUUGACAACCUACUGUAUGUUGCCUGUAUUGUUGUCAUGUACUGUGCUCGUGUAAGAACUGACCAUAACAUGCUCUGACUGAUGAAGAUGAGUUUGAUCUCCAUGUGAAUGUGUAAAUGCAGUCCUCCAACUGUGCUUUUCAAUCAACCACUCUGUAAAAUUAUUUUUAUUCUUUUUUAUUUUGUUUUUGGUACAGUGUGUUUUUUAAAAAGGGACUUGAAAUCAAUGAUCUUUUUACGGAAUGAUUCAAAGAUGUCAAGUGUUUUGUAAUUACAAAAGCUGAACAGCAGA